AUGAUACGACAGCUUGUAAGGGAUCUACAUAUCAACUUGAGAAAAUGCCAUCUACCGUCAACAUCAACACUACAAAGUUAUGGUCUUGCAUCCUUACACUACCAGACAUUGAGGUCAUCUAAAUAUUCAUUCAAACUACAAUGCAGAUCAUACGCCACUUUUGAUUAUGCAAGUGCCCCUUCUAAAGAAAUGGUUGCCAGUUUUUUUGAUCAUCAAUAUGUUAGAAUAAAUACUUGGAUAUUCAAAGAUGAUGAACAUAGACAAUCCUUUUUAAAUUAUCUACAAAAUCAAUCUUCUUUCACCAAGGAUGAAAUAAAGGAAGUUGUUGAGCUCCAUGGCAGAUUAGUUGAAGUAUUAAACGAACUUCAAAUUGGUUUUCCAUUUUUAGAAAAGAUGUGGGAUGCAAUAUUCAAUCGUGUUGUAUCCGACAAUUCUGUCACUGUCUUGCAGAAAGCAAUAAUUGAAGGAAGAGAUCUGCUUACAAAUGUAUUGAUACGUUCAGCGAGGUAUGAUUUGUACAAGAAAAUUGUUGCUCCUAGAUUAAUUCAUUUCCAAAGUUCUCCCAACAAAAGCGAUGAGCUUAUAGAAAUUAUUCAAUUGCAAUCAACUGAGCAUGCUGGAAUAACGUUCAAUUCUAAAAAUAUAGAAAACUACCUUUUGGAUAAUAAGAACAAUAACCUAAUAAUGAAACAACAAUUAAUUACAUUAAUAAUUUGUACUAGUUUAAACCUCAAUCGUGGAUUGCAGUACACUAAAAGAGACUAUACAGCACAGAUAUAUUUGAUUGAAAAUUUUAUUGCAUGGACUAAAAUGAUAGAAAAUGGUGAAUGGUUUUGUAACCCUGAUGCUACUCAAUAUGAUGAAGUAUUGAAAUUAAUUGGCAUACCGCCAGGAGAUUUUCGAAUAGAAGAGUACUUACAAGAUAUUUUGAAAGUAGUGGAGAAAGAAUUUCACACCAAGAAUCUGUACAUAUUCAUCACUUCUAUAAUGAGAACAUUGGUUGAAAAGGCGCCACAUUUGACAUAUAAAUAUUUUUAUUUCAAGGAUGCUCAAAUCAGACAACGAUCAUUAGAUCGAUCGAAUGUGUUGAUACGGGACGAUUUGACUUAUACCAUGCAGGCAUGUUUAAAAUUUGAUAGUCAAAGACUUUUUGACUUAUACAAAAACAACCAAGAUUUGCAUGAUGGUGAUGAAGGUGAUCAAGAGUCAUUAAUACUUGAGUUAUCUAAACUCACUAAAGACUGGAAUGCAUUGCAAAAGAAAUUUGAAAGUAUGUAUGGCCGAGGAAAUUUACCGUUAACUGUUCAUUACGGUAUUGCAAUGCAAGCCUUGAACACAUUACAAGCAGAUGAAGAAUUGGAGAGAUUGUAUGAACAAUUACAGAAACGUGGAUUACAUUUGAAUUCUACAGUUAUGGAUGCAUUGAUAAGAUCAAAAAUUAGACUCCAAGAUCAAACAAGAGUUGUCGAAUUGUUUGAAAUAUAUGCCCAAAUGAGUGCUCAAGGUAAAGCAGAUCCUAAAAGUAUUCAAACGUUGUUUCCUUUGAUAUUGAAUAUCCCUAUGCGGAAUAGAGAAACGCCAUUGGUGUUCGAUUAUUUAAAGCAGUAUUUACAAAGGGAGAAAGAAACUGGGCAUACUUUUAUUAAUGGUUCCACUUUCCAAAAGGUUAUGCAGUAUGCAGCUGGUAUACCUUCAAUAAAAACCAUAGAAGCAACUAAAAAUUUGGUGGAAGAAUACGGAAAGCAUAGCACCGAAUAUUAUGUUGGAUUGAUUUCAGCAUACUCAAACUUAGAUCAAUUUGAAAGGGCGGAUAAUAUUGUGUACGAAGCCCACAGGAUGUCUAGAAUUCCGUUUGGGGAAAUUCAAAUAUGGGCACUGCAGUUGAAGAAUAAUAUGAGGUGGAGAAUACGAUCUCCUGAUACAAUAACAACAAGAUAUAAUGAAAUAAAAAUUGAUUUUAUAACCAGGAUGAGUUUUUGUUCUAAGCUCCAACUUUUUUAUGAUCCAGGUGGGAUUUCGUUAAUUAGUGAUAUAAUACAGAAUUUGCAUAAUAAUAAUAAGCAUAGAGAGGAACUGAUUUUAUUUCGUCGCUCAAGGAUAUUGCAACUCAGGGAUGAAAGGAUCUAUACUACAAGAUUGAACUCUUUACGGAGAAAUUUUGAAUGGUAUGAAAUUUUAAAAGAAUUCGAUGAAAUGAAUGGUAAAAACAUUUUGAUCACAGCUAGGACGUACAGGUUUGUGUUGGCAGCGGUUUUGAACUUGGAUGCCAAGGCAGGGUCUGGUUUUGAUAACUCAACUGAUAUGCUAAAGCAGGUUUUAAGAUUCUACGGAUUGAGUAAUGAGAGCACUAAAAAUGACCACUUGUCUUUGGAAGACGAUGUUUUGUACUUGGCAAGAAUGGUUAUUGAUUUUGUUGACAUUGUUGGUCCCGAACAAAGCUCUACACUAUAUUUGAACUUUGUCAAACAGAUUUAUGAUAAAUUGGGUAAAAAUCUCGACUACAGGCUCAGCUUAAUAUUGUAUGAAGGGUUGGUUAAUGUUUUCCAUGAAGAUAAAACUACAAUGACUAAAGAAUAUCAAAGAUUAGGAGAACUUGUUGAUAGCUACAUUAAAGAUUAUCCAUUCAAAGAAGUCCCUAUAUUGCCAUAUCAUGUAUCUCAGUACUACGGGAAAAUGUUGGUGAAAUGGUUGAAUACUCAUACUCCAACUCAUGCAGAUGACAUUAAGAUCCUCCACGUUUUGCAAUCUGGUGUCAAACUCGAGACAAACCAGUAUACCAGUGUAUUAAAAUACUUUCUAGACAAGCUUGAUGAUGAUGAGAACUACCUAGAUCAAGUAUUGAAGAUUUUGGAAGAUAAUUUAGUUCAUGGUAAUUUAGAUGAAUAUAGAUCCUAUCUUGAAAAACAGUUGUGCUACAAAAUCUGUUUGAAAUACUUGAUGGACAAUUAUGGUGAUGAGGAGGCCAACUUCACAUCAUAUAAAAUAUUGAAUGACUUUUAUGAUAUUCCUGGUCCCGAUCAAGUUAGAAAAGAUUUGGAAAACACUAAUAUUACUAAUUUUUUACGAAGCCCAUCUGGAAGACUUUUUAAUAUCAAAACCAAUCCUUAUGGUUUCAAGUCGAUGAGUCACCAUAAAUUUUUGGAUUAUUUUAAUCCUGAACGUGUGGCUCAAAAAGGUCCAUUUGCUUCAAAUGACUUGAUACUCUUACUACGGAUUAGAAUUCUUGAAAGCUGUCGAAAUGACAUAGACAAACUAAGAGCAUUUUUCAAAAAGCACCCAAAGAUUAUGGAUUUUGUCAUGACGGAUAAGUCAAAAAUUUUGCCCCUGAAAUUCAAAGGGUUCAGAGCAAUAAUUGAUGAUAUUUCACCACUAGGAAAUCUAAAUUGGAAACAAAAUAGAAUAGCAAGAGCAAGCAGGGUAUUAAAAAGUUUGUUGUUAGAUACAAAAUAUCAAAUGUUUAUUUCAGCAGACGCAGAUCAAUCUACACCCAUGCUAACCAAACUGCCACAACACGAUCUUUAUGAAUAA
Candida dubliniensis CD36 is the source of this 3528-nucleotide messenger RNA. RefSeq lists its product as uncharacterized. The transcript has a single exon. The record is from RefSeq and is a predicted model, not a curated record. The coding region runs from base 1 to 3528 and encodes 1175 amino acids. Lineage: Eukaryota; Fungi; Ascomycota; Pichiomycetes; Serinales; Debaryomycetaceae.